AUGAUUGGUCGUGAAUUCACAAUGCUCGGAACAUUGACAUAUUUCAUUCCAAUGUGUGUCAGUGUUCUCAUGACCUCGAAUCGAUUUUUUAUCUUGAUUCGCCCAACGGAUCAACGCGUUUUCGGUCAAAAACGCAUCUUUUUCUAUAGCUUUUUGAUUCUGAUUCUCUGCUUCACCCUGCUCCUAAUCCCUCGCCUCUCUUACUGCCCUGUCAACUUCUUUGCCUCCACACUAGUCUUCCUAACUGCCUGUGCUCCUGAAAGACAUCCCGUCACAAAAUUCACCAAUAUCAAUGCCAUUUGGGUCCCAACAACUCUUUUGUUCAUUAACGUCAUCAUGAUGCUUUAUUUAAAGUCUAUCCGUUACGACAUCUUCUCGAGAAUCCGUCAAAAGUCUUCUGUAAUUUCAAUGUCCUGUUCUAAUUCCUUAGCACAGAGCCAAAUCCGAAGAGAGCACAUGUUGAUGAGACAGACAGUGGCCAUCACAGUUGGUCUCUCUUUCUAUGAAGUCGGCAGCCUCCUCAUGCGCACGUUUCCGGUGGGUUCUUGUUUGAUUUCGGUGGGCAGACUACAAACUUACAACAGUCUGCCCCAGGAAGUUCGAGACUUAACAUUCUACUUUCGUUUGGAAACAAUUUGUGCUAUCAACUUUAUCGUUUACUAUUUGGGAAGUCCAUCGACUCGGAAGAUGUUAAAAAAGUAUUUUCGCUCCGGAGAAUUGAGAAAGGAUCUUAGUACGCGGAAAAUUUCGAGCACUUUUCAAAUGUCUCGGAUUGAGGGUUAA
This is a messenger RNA of Caenorhabditis briggsae, 783 nucleotides long. RefSeq names its product Protein CBR-SRXA-7 (gene Cbr-srxa-7). The coding region runs from base 1 to 783 and encodes 260 amino acids. The transcript has 3 exons. NCBI's taxonomy places the organism in Eukaryota, Metazoa, Nematoda, Chromadorea, Rhabditida, Rhabditidae. The record is from RefSeq and is a predicted model, not a curated record.